Molecule: messenger RNA, 4362 nt
Organism: Salarias fasciatus (jewelled blenny)
Lineage: Eukaryota; Metazoa; Chordata; Actinopteri; Blenniiformes; Blenniidae
Product: alpha-2-macroglobulin-like
Exons: 35
Coding region: 40-4362 (1440 amino acids)
Cellular component (GO): extracellular region
Molecular function (GO): endopeptidase inhibitor activity
Source: RefSeq, a predicted model, not a curated record
CAGGUUCAUCUGUCAGACGUGACUCGCAAGCAGACAGUAAUGGGUUUUCCUGCGCUACAGAGGAGGACAUGGACACGAUUUCUCUGUCUGCUUUGGAUUUGUGUGGAGGGCAGAGAGGCAACGCCGCAGUACAUGGUGGCCGUCCCCGGGGUGAUGGAGGUCGGCUCUGAGGCUCAGUUCUGUGCGAGCCUCAUGCAUCCCGACGAGGUUCUGGUCAUGACUGUCAUUCUGAUGUCCAACGAGGCGAACACGACCUUAUUCACGCACUCAUCCAGCCAAGACUUUCACAUCUGCUCACAAUUCACGGCUCCUUUAGUGAACAGUGGAACGACAAACUUGUUUAAAGUGGAGGUAAAAGGUUCAAACUUCUCCUCAGUAGAAAUGAGGAAAGUUUCGUUUGAAGUCUUUAGACCAAUGGUAUUCAUCCAAACAGACAAACCGAUCUACCUUCCUGGACAAACAGUUCAUUUCCGAGUCAUCCCACUGGACAACCAGUUAAGACCAAUCGAUCUGCGUGAUCCGAACAACAACAGGAUUGGACAGUGGCUGAAUGAAUCUUCCAAAAGCAAAUGGCUGGAGCAUUCAUAUUCACUCAACUCUGAGGCCAAACAAGGACACUACAAGAUCGUUACGUACUCGGGUUCAAAUAAUUUUGAAACCUAUCACAGCUUCAGGGUCAAGAAAUACGUUUUACCAAAAUUCGAAGUCCAUGUGAAUGCACCCAGCACCGUGAAUGUUGCGCAGGAGGAGUUUCAGAUUGAAGCAUGUGUGAAAUAUACAUACGGGCAGUCUGUGCCGGGCAGCGCUGAAGUCAAAGUGUGCAGACGGAUUGAGAGUUACAGAUACAGACACAUGAAUUUAACUGACCUCUGCUCGCAACAGACCAAACAGUUGGACAAGAAAGGCUGCACCUCUUUCACCUUUGACGUGUCAACGUUCACAAAACUGGAUCCAAAGGCGCUGAGAGAUGAUUUCAAUGUGAAGGUCAAAGUGGAAGAAGAGGGAACCGGCGUUUCAGCUUCAAAAGACAAACACAUGCGCUUUUCUUAUCAAGUGGGAACACUCUCCUUUUUCGACAUGCCUGCAAGCUUCAAGCAAGGAUCAGUAGUGGAAGGAAAGAUUAGAGCACUUCAUUACAACAACACACCCAUUCCAGACCUACCAGUCUUCCUGUUUGAAAGCUGGUUCCAAAACCUGAUCCAAAACCUCACCACUGACAGCAAUGGGACUGCAGCCUUCUCAAUGAGGACUGACACAUUCAAGGGAGACGUCCAUUUAACUGUGACCAACACACUGAAGCAGCAACCCAUUAGAUCAAAGGCUCCACACUUUCGGCUUGAAUCCCAUCAACUGAGAAUGUGGAGGCCUUCUUCUCCUGACACUAAAUCAGUCAGCUCUCUGCAGGUGAAGAAUACAGAUAAAAACCUUCCCUGUGACAGUAAAUACAAUGUCACCAUCAAAUACACUAUUGUGGGAGAGGCUGAGGGAUCUGUGGAUAUCAUGUAUCUGGUCUUAUCCAGUAAUGUCAUCAUCACACAGGGCUUUAGCAGAGCUGAAGUGAACGAAAGUCCAGUGAGUGAGGGCGAGGUUUUCUUCACUCUGAGAGUGUCACCGGAAAUGGCCCCAAACUUCAAGAUUGUGGCUUACGCCGUUCUGCCCAGUGAGACCGUGAUCGCCCACCGAGCUGACUUCAACACAGAGAAAUGCUUCAGUCACAAGGUGUCAUUGGAGUUUUCUCCACCUUCCACUGCUCCAGGUGAAGAAAUCGAUCUGCAGGUGGCAGCUCAGCCAAACUCUAUAUGUGGGAUUAGUGCUGUUGACAAGAGUGUCCUCAUCGAGGAUGCAAGCAGUAUUCUCAAUGAAGAAAAGGUGUUCAACAUGUGGUCUGCGAGAAAAUCUGUCCACACUUCACGAAUUCCGCACGAGAUGGUUAAAUGCCUGCAAGUGAGAACAAAGAGAUAUAUUAUAUCAAACCCGCAAAAUGAUCAAAAUGAUGUCUUCCAAGUUUUCCUGGAUGCAGGAUUGAAGAUGGUGACAAAUUUAGACAUUAGAAAACCAGUGUGCCUCAUGUACAAAGGUGAAGAAUACACCCUCAAGAGACACUUCGGUCAGUAUCUUUUGCACUCUUCCAAGCCUUUAAUGAAAGCAGUAGCAGGUCAAGCAUUCCGACUGGGGAGUCACAUUCCUUCUGCUCCACCCAUUGAGACAGUCCGAAAUUUUUUUCCUGAAACUUGGAUAUGGGACCUAGUGGAGGUCGGAGAAUCUGGGAGGAAGGACGUCCCCCUCAAAGUGCCCGACACCAUCACCACCUGGGAGACGGAGGCUUUCUGUUUGUCCCCUCAGGGUUUCGGUCUGGCUCCUCGUCAGAAGUUCACCGUCUUCCAACCGUUCUUCCUGGAGCUCACAAUACCCUACUCCAUCAUCCGAGGAGAGAACUUUGAGCUGAAGGCGACUGUCUUCAACUACCUGACCAGCUGCUUGAUGAUCAGUGUCACCCCCUCACCGUCCUCAGAUUACACCCUCACGCCUCUCCCUGAACAGCAGCUUACAUCCUGUUUGUGUGGCAGUGAGCGCAAGACGUUAUCCUGGACCUUCAACCCAUCAGCCUUAGGAGUUGUGAAUGUGACUGUGUCUGCUGAGGCUGUGGCGUCACACAUUUCCUGUGACAACGAGAUCGUGAGUGUGCCAGAAAGAGGUCGCAUCGACGUGGUCACACGGUCUCUCAUAGUCAAGCCUGAAGGAACUGAGAUGUCAAAGACUUACAACUUCCUGCUCUGCCCUAAUGGAGAUGCUUUGACAGAUGAGAUCGAUGUACAUCUUCCUGAGAAUGUGAUUGGGGGAUCGGCCCGAGCUUCCGUGUCUGUCUUAGGCGACAUCCUGGGCCGGGCCCUGAAGAACCUGGACGGACUGCUACGGAUGCCAUACGGAUGUGGGGAGCAGAACAUGGCUCUGCUGGCCCCAAACAUCUACAUUCUGCAGUAUCUGAAAGGCACACAGCAGCUCACCCCAGCCAUCAGGGAGAAGGCGACCAAUUUCCUGACCAGUGGCUACCAGAAACAACUGAACUACAAGCACAGGGAUGGUGCUUACAGCACAUUUGGGACUGGAGCUGGGAACACUUGGCUGACGGCGUUCGUGCUGAGAUCUUUUGCCAAAGCUCAGUCUUUCAUCUACAUUGACCCGGCACAAAUCAAAGAGUCGAACUCAUGGUUAAACCAUAAACAAAAGGAAAAUGGCUGCUUCCAACAGUCGGGAAAACUCUUCAAUAACAGAAUGAAGGGAGGUGUCUCAGAUGAAGUGACUCUCAGUGCGUACAUCACUGCAGCUUUCUUGGAAAUGAACAUUUCUUCGAAUGAUCCUGUGCUGGUGAGGAGUCUGUCGUGUCUCAAAGAGUCCAUGAGUGACCUGAGCAACACCUACACCACCGCUCUGAUGGCCUACGUCUUCAGCCUGGCAGGAGACGUGGAUGCCCGGGACCGCCUCCUGCAGCACCUCGACUCAGUCGCAAUCAGAGAAGGAGGUUUCCUCCACUGGUCCCAGAAAGCCACAGAAACAUCGGCCUCUCUGUCUGUGGAGAUCAGCUCCUACGUGCUCUUGGCCAAACUCGGUGGCUCUCCGACCGUUGGGGACCUGGGAUACGCCUCCAGCAUCGUCAGGUGGCUGACAGGGCAGCAGAACUCCUACGGCGGUUUCUCCUCCACACAGGACACAGUGGUGGCUCUCCAGGCUCUGGCUCUCUACUCCACUCUGGUGUUCAGUCCUGAGGGUUCCAGCACCGUGACGCUUCAGGCUCCCAGCGGUCCGCUGAUGUUUGAGGUGAAUCCAGACAACAAGCUGCUCUACCAGGAGAGCGCGCUGCAGGACGUGACGGGGAAGUUCAGCCUGGAGGUGAACGGCUCCGCAUGUGUUUCAGCGCAGGUUUCGCUUCACUACAACAUCCCAACCCCAAGAGACCCCACCUCCCUGAGUGUGGAGGUCACAACAAAAGUCAACUGCACCAAACAGUCCCACCAACCCAAAGUCACUCUGGAGCUGAAGUCCCUAUACAGCGGACAGGAGAACUCAACAAACAUGGUCAUCCUGGACAUCAAAGUGCUCUCUGGAUUCGUCCCAGACUCACAAUCUCUGAACAGACUCCAGAGGGCUUUGCUGGUGGACCGUGUCGACCACAAGGAAGACCACGUUCUGGUGUACCUGCAGCAGCUGUUAAAGGAUAAGCCCGUCACCCACCGCCUCGAGCUGGUCCAGGAGCUCCCAGUCCAGAACCUGAAGCCCGCUGUGGUUCACAUCUAUGACUACUACCAGCCAAGUGACAAAGCUGAGAGAGAAUACAUCUACCCCUGUACCGCAGUUGCAGCUUGA